AUGGAGAAGCUCAAGGAUGGUCCGUCUACCGAGACUAAUCCGGUGUCGAAAAGUGAUGAAGACGUUGCUCGAGGCUCAGUCACGGAGAUAGCUUCCGGUGCUCAAUCUCUGCAUCGCAGUCUGCGCGGUAAGGAGGUUCAGCUCUUCGCCAUUGGCGGUGCAAUUGGUACCUCCUUAUACGUACAGAUGGGCUCCGCUCUGCCUAAGGGUGGACCAGCUGGAUUGUUCAUCGCAUUUCUCAUCUGGUCAGGAGUGAUGUGGGCGGUGAAUGAAUGCUUUGCUGAGAUGGUUUCUUACCUCCCGGUGCCAUCACCCUUCAUCAAGUUCGGCAGUGCGUGGGUGGAUGACGCCCUCGGUUUCGCCAUGGCAUGGAACUUCUUCCUCAAUAUGGCAAUCUUGGUCCCCUUCGAGAUCGUCGCGAUGAACAUCAUGAUAACAUUCUGGACCGACAAGGUUCCUGUUGAGGCCAUCAUUGUAGCAAUGAUCGUCCUCUAUGCCAUUCUGAACACAAUCACAGUACGGUACUUCGGUAUCUCCGAGUUCUACAUGUCCAUCUUCAAGGUCCUCCUGAUGAUCGGCUUGUUCUGUUUUACCUUCAUAACUAUGGUUGGAGGAAACCCUCUUCACGAUGCUUACGGCUUUCGAUACUGGAAGACUCCUUUCGUCGAACACUUGGAGCCUGGCGAUACUGGCAAGUUUUUGGGCGUUCUUUCUUGCUUGUAUCAAGCGAGCUUCUCUAUCACUGGUCCAGAGUACAUCUCGAUUGUCGCUGCGGAAACCGAGAAUCCUCGCAAGAUAUUACCCCCUGCCUUCAGAUCCUUCGUCUGGCGUCUGCUUGUGUUCUUUGCCGGCUCUGCGCUAUGUAUUGGUAUUGUUAUCCCAUACAACGACCCCACGCUUCUGGCAAUACUCGGUGGUGACGUGGGAGGAAGCGGCACAGGUGCUGCGUCGCCCUACGUUAUCGCAAUGCAAAGACUCAAGAUCUCUGGACUGCCUCAUCUAGUCAAUGCCCUCAUCAUGACGUCCAUCUUGAGUGCCGGUAACGGGCUAUUGUAUUCGGCCGCUCGCACGCUCCAUGGCAUGGCACUCGAAGGUCACGCCCCACGUUUCUUUUCGCGUUGCACCAAGCAAGGUGUUCCGCUGUAUGCACUCUGCUUCUCUCUGUGCUUCUGUCUGCUCGCUUUCAUGCAGGUCAAGAGUUCUUCUGCAGUGGUCAUGACCUACCUCGUAGACCUGAUCACAUGUUGUCAGAUGCUCAACUACGGCUUCACGGCAUUGACAUAUCGACACUUCUUCUCAGCACUCAAGAAGCAAGGAAUCUCCAGAGAUUCACUCCCGUAUAAGGGAAAAUUUCAGCCGUACACCUCUUACCUAGCCAUGGGAGGCACUCUCUUCAUGCUUCUCGCAGGAGGAUACGAUGUCUUCCUCAAAGGUCGUUGGAGUGUUAUGUGGUUCUUCCUGGACUACGCAAUGAUUGGAUUUUUCAUUAUUGCAUUCGUAUCCUGGAAGUUGGUCUUCAAGAGUACUUAUGUUCGCCCUGGUACUGCCGACUUGAGCUUGGGUGGAUUGCGGGAGGAGAUCGACGCCUAUGAAGCCACCUUCAUCCCGCGCAAGCUUGGAAGGGCCGGAAGACUUCUCAACAAGGUCUUUGAGUAG
Messenger RNA from Aureobasidium subglaciale EXF-2481, 1656 nucleotides. RefSeq lists its product as uncharacterized. Gene Ontology annotation, biological process: amino acid transmembrane transport. Bases 1 to 1656 code for a protein of 551 amino acids. Gene Ontology annotation, molecular function: amino acid transmembrane transporter activity. NCBI's taxonomy places the organism in Eukaryota, Fungi, Ascomycota, Dothideomycetes, Dothideales, Saccotheciaceae. The transcript has 4 exons. The record is from RefSeq and is a predicted model, not a curated record. Gene Ontology annotation, cellular component: membrane.